This is a messenger RNA of Magallana angulata, 2476 nucleotides long. RefSeq lists its product as uncharacterized. The coding region runs from base 273 to 1538 and encodes 421 amino acids. Gene Ontology annotation, molecular function: protein binding. Lineage: Eukaryota; Metazoa; Mollusca; Bivalvia; Ostreida; Ostreidae. The transcript has 3 exons. The record is from RefSeq and is a predicted model, not a curated record.
GUCCACCGACUAUUAUCAAGUGGACACCCCUGCUAAACGCCGCCAUUGUCGUUGCCUUUGCCCCUCCAAUUGAUGCAAAUGAAUUGAUUACGAAAUACAGGCUGUCCGUGGAGGAGGAAAUGACAUCAUACCAAAUAGAAACCGACACUGACGUCACAUCUGCGACCAUCAAGGACCUUUCCGCCUACAUCUCAUAUCAUAUCAAGAGGUCUGUUAGCGUGUUUCGGGGAAAGUCUGCGGCAAGGAAAGAGACGAUAUCAGUAGGAAAUUGAAUGAAGAAUUUAAUGCUGUCCUAUCACAGAGGAACCGAGGAUUCUGAGAGGAUCGUGAUUUACAGAUCUCACUCCUCCCUCAGUCAGAUUAAUGUCACGGACUUGGAUUCCGGGAAAUAUUAUCACUUCCGGGUACAGGCUCGAUCUGGUGCUGGGUACGGUCCCAGUGUCAACCAAAGUUCCUUCACACUUCCGGCUAGACCUGCAAAACCAACAGUGCCUAAUAUUAUAUCGUAUACAUGUAGCAAUCAGCGACUCACAUUGAAGCUGUUUCCUAAUAUCGUGGAUGAAAAACACUUUUAUAUGGCAAGAGUUUAUGCUGAUGAUGUUAGUCUUCCAAAGGCGAACAUUCAGGAAGAGGAAAACGAGCCAACUGGAACUGUUAUUCUUAUUAUGGAUAAAACUGACAUCAUACAAAAUGUCAUUUUUAUUCUGGGAGAUAAUUCCAUCAAGCUUGGCAUUCACAAUCCAGAGCUUCAUUACAAUCAUACUUACGUCUUCUAUAUGGAAAUUGUCACUAAAUCUGAAAAUAUUAUCCGAUUCAGUUUUGUCAAGCACCCGAAAUGUUUUACCAUAGAUUUGAUGAACACUCCUGUAGAAGGUUCUUCAGACGAUGAGAAUGGUUCGGAUCUCUAUGGCAUUGCCGUUGGAAUUGUAUUUGGGAUCAUCUUUCUUCUUGCCGCAGCUUUGAUUUGCAUUGCAACAAAAAGAUCGGGCAAAGAUACAUGCACUAGUACUACUACGACAAAACCGAAAUACAAAGGAAACAGGGAGACAAAUUUUUGGCCGAUAAAUGGAAAUCUCGGUACAUCAAAUUCGAUGCAGUCAACAGAUUUCAGGCAAAAUCAAGAUUUAGGGAACAAUUCGAAUGUUAUGAACACUUUUCCUCUAAUAAAACUAACCAAUAAAAAUAUCAAUCGCUCGACAUCUUUUCAAAGAACACAUUUCAAAAAUGAUCGUCGACAAAACACAAAUAGAGGAAACAUUAAAAGGUCUCUGUCUGACACCGAAAUGAACCUGAAAAAUAACCAUUACCGAGCGUAUGACGUCACCAUAUCAAAACCAAGCACUGCAAAUGCUCAAAAGGCACAAACAUGGCAAACUAAGAACAAUAUUGUAAAUACUAGUAAUGAGGACAUUAUUGAAACGGCCCCUCCUCAGCCUCCCCGCCACCGGCUUCGUAAAAGCAAUACUGGUAGUAAAUUUGAGGGGUCCCCAAUCACAAGCUCUACCUUGAGUCUUACGAUCAUUCCCGAGUCGUUCUGAAACCCGAAGGGCCGGAUGAUUAUAUUAACGCAAGUUAUAUCAAAGACCGAAUUAUAGACGGAUUCCCUCGGUAUAUUGUAGCUCAAACGCCACAGGAUGAAGUACAUGUAUCUGCCAUGAAAUUCUGGAACAUGGUUCUGCAAGAACGGACAAGAGUCAUUGUCAAGUUGUCCCAACAACCAGCCACUUUCCCGUCCGAGAUCACGCGGACUUCCGGUCUGGUCACUGAGAGAUUCCACCUCAUUCCGAGGAUAUAUCUCGUCCGUAAUAUGAGGCUCACUAACGCAUUGGACCAUACUUCUCGAGGGGUUUACAUCGUCCACGAUUUAAUGUGGUCUAAUGACGACCGCUUUUACUUACCUCAUGACACAAAAGAGUUCAUCUCUUUGCGGGAUGUUGUCCGGAAGUGCUCGGGCACAUGCCCGGUGAUGUCCAGUGUAGUCAGGAGGACGGGAGAACUGGGGUGUUUAUAUCUGUCGACGCCCUCCGAUUGGAGUAUGAAAAACAGCGGGAAGUGAACAUUUUCUCCUUCGUAAGAAACAUGUUUAAAGACAGUAUGGCAUGAUCAAAACAAUUUGGCAGUAUCGAUUCAUUUACGAAGCGCUCCUGAAGGCGAAUUCACAAAGUUAAUUUUAUUGGUAAAGAUUGCUACAGUAACCAGCACUGUUGAUGCACAUGCACAUGUACAAUGUAUGCGUGUAGUUUGAAUUCAUCUGUAAAAUAUUGUUUUAAUGAGUUUUGUUGGGUUUUUUUAAAAUGUAUUUUUUUAGUUUUCUUGAAAUAUGAGCAAUAAUAAAGAUUUUGUUGUCUGGGACAGUAACGUACUGUAUAUUGAAUGAGAGUUAUCUUUCCUUGUGUACAACUUAGAACCAUACACGUACCAAGGUUAAAGUCCCAGAAUAAGGUUUUUUUUAAAUUCUCGGUGACUGAAACAUAUA